AUGCUUACUACAACCCGCCUCAACAAGCUGGUGUAUAUCCAAUUCAACUCCAAGCUGCUUAGUAAGAGAGAAAAGAUGAAGUCAAACAAAAUCACUGAGAUACUUCAGUCUAGUGAUACAACUGAAGCUCAAGGUUUUCUCCAAGAGGGUGGGGAUGAUUGUGCAUUAGCUGACUUUAGAGAUGGGGAGGAAGAUGAGAUGAAAGGUACCGGGAUACCUUGGUCUGUCAUUGGAGAGGCAGUGGGAGCAGAUGAACAGCUUGAGCUGCGUAGAAGUGCAAGAGUGAGGGAGCUCUAUGAAGGAGAAGAAUUUGAGUCUGAAGAAGAAGAGUAUGACGAUGAGGAUGUGAACUAUAGUGACGAAGAAAUAUGA
Molecule: messenger RNA, 372 nt
Organism: Miscanthus lutarioriparius
Lineage: Eukaryota; Viridiplantae; Streptophyta; Magnoliopsida; Poales; Poaceae
Source: the annotation of a GenBank genome assembly